Messenger RNA from Micropterus salmoides (largemouth bass), 5511 nucleotides. Its product is annotated as E3 ubiquitin-protein ligase pellino homolog 2. NCBI's taxonomy places the organism in Eukaryota, Metazoa, Chordata, Actinopteri, Centrarchiformes, Centrarchidae. The record is from RefSeq and is a predicted model, not a curated record. Gene Ontology annotation, biological process: protein polyubiquitination; regulation of Toll signaling pathway. Gene Ontology annotation, molecular function: protein binding; ubiquitin protein ligase activity. Bases 261 to 1547 code for a protein of 428 amino acids. The transcript is spliced from 7 exons.
UGUAUCUUUUGCUACUGAACAGAUAUGUUGCGAUACUAACUAGCUACACACUGGCAUUAAAGCCGCGAAAAGAUGCUCCUUCACGGGAUUAAAACUAUAAAACAAACAACAAGAAGUCUGGAAAAACUUUGUCCAACUGUACCCAAACUUUGAUAAGACUGCAACCCAUAUCACUUUCCUUCAGUUUCGAGUGUGUUAGCAUUGUUUUAUCUCACCACUAUUGCCAUUGGAUUUUUUUUCUUCUGGAGCAGUCCAGUCUGAUGAAUUCACCGAAAAAAGACGGAGAUGAUGAUGUGCCCGUUAAAGACCCGGUAAAAUACGGCGAAUUGGUCAUUUUGGGCUACAAUGGCUCUCUUCCAAGCGGAGACCGUGGGCGUAGAAAGAGUCGCUUCGCUCUGUACCGAAGAGCCAAGGCCAACGGCGUCAAACCCAGCGCUGUGCACAUCCUCAACACACCACAGGACAGCAAGGCUGUCCACAGCAGAGGGCAGCACAGCAUCUCUUUCACGCUGUCCCGUAACCAGACGGUGGUGGUGGAGUACUGCCAUGACAACAACACAGAUAUGUUCCAGAUUGGACGCUCCACAGAAAGUCCCAUUGACUUUGUGGUGACAGACACCUCCGGAGGGGGAAAGGAGGGGGAGGACCCCUCCAUUGCUCCCAGCACCAUCUCACGUUUUGCCUGCAGAGUGGUGUGUGAACGCAACCCACCUUACACUGCACGCAUCUAUGCAGCUGGCUUUGACUCCUCCAAAAAUAUCUUCCUAGGGGAGAAAGCAACAAAGUGGAAAAACCCUGAUGGGCAUAUGGACGGCCUGACUACCAACGGGGUGCUAGUGAUGCACCCAGAGGGGUUUCCAGAGGACCCCAAGCAGGGUCUGUGGAGGGAGAUCUCUGUCUGUGGCGAUGUCUAUGCCCUGCGGGAGACACGCUCUGGGCCCAGCCGGGGAAAACUGGCGGAGGGUGAGAGCAGCGCACUGCGUGACGGUUCCCUGGUGGACCUGUGUGGCGCCACCCUGCUGUGGCGUACAGGUGAGGGGCUCAUGCGUUCUCCAACCCUCCGUCACCUGGAAGCACUUCGCCAGGAACUUAAUGCGUCGCGGCCCCAGUGUCCUGUUGGCCUCAGCACACUGGCCUUUCCCAGCCUGCCACGCAGCCACAGCCUUGAAGAGCGUCAGCCAUGGGUCUACCUCGCUUGCGGCCAUGUCCAUGGACGUCACGACUGGGGCCAGAGAUCUGAGGGAGUGGAGGAGCCGGGAGAGGGCGACGGUUCCACAGUCCGCCGAGAAUGUCCCCUGUGCAGGAGUGUGGGUCCUUACGUGCCCCUGUGGCUGGGCUGUGAGCCUGCUGUGUACGUGGACGCUGGAGCUCCCACUCACGGUUUUGUGCCGUGCGGCCACGUCUCCUCAGAGAGGACAUGCAGGUACUGGGCCGAGACCCCGCUUCCCCACGGGACGCAUGCCUUCAGACCCAUCUGCCCCUUCUGCUCCACUGCCCUCAGCUCCCCCGGCUGGACGCGGCUCAUCUUCCAGGGCCCCAUUGAUUAGCCGCCACUCCCCAGCAACCACUAUCACAGGAACAAAAAGACAUUCCCGAGCUUCAUUCAUGUUGCAAACGUUGAUCAGUGUUCAGUAAAGAUUAGGAGUGCCCGUCAUUUUCACAUUAUAAAAGCAUGUGUGUUUUGCACUCAGGCCACACAUUCUAUGUGCAUAACAAACACUGUCCAACGUUGUUACUGAGUGCAGCCCAAGGCUGAAUAAUAAUUUCCUUUGUUUAUCCUUCGAUGCUGGUUGAUUGGUAUAUGGUCUGGAGUAUAAACAAAAAAAACAUGACCAAAUAAUCAAUACUGUUAUAUGGACAGUAUUUACUGUAAACUCUACAUGGUGCCCAGUCCUCCAUCACGGAGGAGUCUGUUGUUUUUCAUUCCAGCCAAACACUACGCUAGCUGAUUUCACUGAUUACCCAACCUUCAACAGGAGAGGGUUCUCAAAAGUAAACUGUAUAGACACAGGAGUUUAAACGAUGCUGCUUGACCCUUUUCAAACCAUUAUUUUCACUCACUUGACCUGCACGUCUAGCACGUCUGCGAGAUGUGUGUCCUUAACCUGUUUAAACACCGCAUCUUGCACUUCUCAGCCUGCCAUAUCUGACCCCUUCUUAAAGGUACAAUGUGUAAGAUUUUGAUUUUGCGUUAUAGAGAUAUCCACUGAUGUUGGCACGUUAAACAGCUAGCCUUGGCUCGUUCUGUGUUGUAAUACCACUUUGAGAGGUGAUAGUGAGUCACAGUAGCGUCCAGUUCAGUCUCAGAGGAGGAAGACAUAGCCCUGCCCUGAGGGCCUGUCAAUCGAUGCGGCUGCAUAUGAUAUUAAUGAUCUGAUUCUGGUAAAUGAUGAAAUUUGCGUUACAUACUUGCCAAUCCUUUUGGUUUCUCUGUCCAUCUCCCUGCUGUUCUCCUGGAGAUUAAAUUCCUUAACCUGCCCAAUUUAAUUGUUGCAGAACACCCUCCUAAUCCAGGAAGACUUAAAAGCUUAAUUCAUGAGGUUAUUAUAAAGAUACUCUUAAUUUUGCAUGUGAUUAUAAAAGAGCAAAGGAGCAGAAUCGCUUGGAGAACAGCCUGGCUGAGCAGGAGGUGAAAAGCUGCCUCCUAUUUGUUUGGAGCAUGCGGCCAGGGGAUUACACAUUGUACCUUUUUGAAUUUCUAAAACAUGUUACUUUUAAUUGUUAUGAAGUGCUGCCACGCAAGGACUUAUUUUCUUUGAUCACCGUACACUAUAAGCUAUCUGGCCUCAUUUCCUGCAAAAUCCACCUUCUCCUUUAUUUCACAUCAGGUCUCUUCAUAUUUCAGUUUCCAUACUCUGUUUUACUUCCUGAAUCAACAGCUGAACUCCUUAUUGUAUUGUUGUGGGAGAUUACAAAGUGAGAUCAUAGGCUUGUGCUUCUAUUCAGCAUUUCUAGUUCCUAGUGAUUCAAGGAGGUAAAUGUAUGAACACUGUGUAAAAUCACAUGCACUUUUCAUAUUUUGUUUUCAUGUAUGCCUUUUUAGUGUGAAAUCUUUGCAGAGAUACCCCAUAAAUGAGACCCCCUGUGUAGUAUUAGGUUGGAAUGAAAGCCCGCCGACAGAUUAUCUCUAAAGCACUAGAGGGAACACUACGUACUGUAUGAAUCACAAAGAAUUCACCUGCAAGGGCCAGAUAUUAUGAUCAAGCAGACCCAAGGAUAAGCAAGGGCUGGGAAUGAAACCGGGUAAAAUCCACUUCAUAACUCUCUACAGCAAUAAUAGCACUCCCAUAGAUAAGCUAGAUGUUGUGCUAUGUUUAGCCAAGUGUUAGCGGUCACUUCAAACAUGGCUGAUAUGGUUUCCAGGAUAAGGGCUCAACCAGAGGCGUGUUCAAUGUCAUGAUUUAUUUUCUUUCCAAAUUAGGUCUUAGACCAGUGAUCCAAGUUUGUUUGUGAUGUAACCAAAGCACUAGAACUGAAUCAGUGAUUAAACACCUGACAUGUAUUUAAAUACUUAUUUCAUAAGCAGACUAAACAGAAAUGAGCAUGUUUAGGCUGCAGCUGCCGUCAUGAAAGGACAUGUCGCGGCUGUUUUGUUCAUUUGAACACACUUCUGGUUACUGAAUUAUGCUAAAACAGGGUCCUUGUUAGUAUGACGGAGUGUCAAAAAGGUUUGACCUUGCAUAACCUCAAAAGAUAACCUUUUGUUUGUUUAUUUGUUUCAAAGAAAACUAUUUUGUUAGGAAAUGGGGAGGGAUUUAUUUAGGGAAGCGGGAGGAAUUAUUUUGGAUGUUCAGUGUUUAAAAAAAAAACACAACUAUUUUUCUAACUAAUAAUUGGUUUUAGUUAAAUGUUGUUACUCAGUGUAAGCAAGUUCUGUAUGUUUUCUUAAUAUUCUCGUGUGGUAGAUCUAGGAGAGCUUGUGAGUGAGAAAACAUUGCCAACACUGUGUCCAACAAACACACACUUAACACACUGCUACCAUAAAACAUUGCUCAGACAAUGAAUGUAGCCAAAUACUCAGGCUAUAUUUAGCCUUCCCUGGUGCUCAUAUUGAAUGGUCUAUAUUGUGAUACUAUUUUUGUAACUGAAUAUUAUGGUGUAGCUUGGUGAACUAGCUCGAAAAGUCAAAUACUUUCAAUAAUAUCCUCAAGUGUGCAAGACGUAUAAUUGAUAAUACACACUCACGUGGAAAUUGUGUCUAGCUUGCAUGUGCUGAACGUACACAUACAGUAUGUACACUACACACACACUUACUCAAAAACUUUGCACGGUUGAUUGCCAACCAGUUAUUCAUGCUCAGAGCGUUUGUCGCAGACCAAGAUGUCUUCCGAGUUCUCGGCUGUUAAAACUGCAGCGUUUCAGUUUUUUUGUUGUUUUGGAAGACCUCUCCAAAAGACAGAACAGAGAGAGUGAGAUUAAAAAAAAAUCCUGAUACUUGAUAGAGUUGUGACUUUUGUGAAUGAGACCUAUCAAAUCCCACUUUGUACUACUAUGCUUAUACUGUCCACCAAACCAGUUCACCGCGUCAACACUUGUUUUCAUUUUGUAUUUAGACUGAUCAUGGAACAUUUCAAGCUAUUGAAAGUCAGCCUGCUCGUUUUCAAAAUACUGUAUUUUCCUUUUGAAGUCUAAAUACAAGAUUUAAACUCCAUACAGUGCGGUGAGUUGACGUGGUGUUGAUAAUUACUGUAGCUCAGGAUUAGUGAUUUCAGAUUCACAGCUGACAAGGACUGAAGGAAGCCUGGUAGAAGACACUUACAGUGAAAUAAAACAAAAAAAAACAUAUUAAAUGUCAGAUUAAUCAUCUCAUGUAAAGGCCAAAUGUUAGAGGGCAUACAGUAGGGUAGAUCACAUACGGGUCUUAAUAAAAGAGGUCUAGUAAAAUAGGCUAUGAAAACAUCUUGAUCAACUGCCCUUUACUAAGCACGCCAAAUCCAGUGAAUCCUGCUUUUGAAUAUAAUAUAUAAAACAAUAAAUGUAACGGCAUUGGCAUGUGGAUGGAAGAGUCGUUGCAGCACCCUGAUUGGCUUCUAGUUUAUGACCUGACACAUUUAAUUAAGUUAAUCUUUACUCUUCCUUUUGUUCUUCAUUUGAACCCUCUUUGGGUCAUAGAUGUCCAUAUGCAAUUUCCUUUCCCCUUACUUUUAGAUUUUAAUAUCAGAGCAUUUUUUAGAUAGCCUACAGUAUUUUAGCGUGGCAUAGGAUUGUUUAAUACCACCAGUAACAUCAUUAGCUCUUCCUUAACUUUGUUUUAUACUACAUGUAUCGGUUGACCUUCAUUCCAGGUGGCAAAACCUCAAACUCUGAACUUUAUGAACUCAUCCUAUUAUAGGUGAGUGAGUAGCUGACACGUAUUAUACCGCGUAAAAACCUCACACUUAAUAAUGCAUUCCUUUAAAUACAUCUGUGUUAUGUACAGCUGUUUUGUAUUAUUUUAUAUCAUAUUCUUCUGUAAUUGUCCGGUGCACAGACAAUCGCUAUACACAUGUCAAUAAACCUGUUAAAAAGUUU